GCACGGUCUGUCCGUAUCGGAGCAGACACCGGUCAGACAGACACAGACAGAGCUGCAGGCAGGACCGAACUCCGACCUCUUCACCGGACCGGAGCCGUUCGGGAAAACCUGGGGCAGCUCCAGCAGGCAGCGGCGGAGACCCUGAAGGCACCAUGGCUGUGUCGCUGCGGAGCUGGGCCGCCAACGAGGGAGGGAAGCACUUGGUCCUGAUGCUGUGGCUGGGAGCAAACGCCUGGCUGUUCCUCAACACUUUCCUGCGGUUCUCAACAGGGCAGCAGUACCACUACCUCUACAAGAUGCUGGGGGUCGGAGUGUGCAUCAGUCGGGCAUCUGCCUCUGUGCUCAACCUGAACUGCAGUUUGGUGCUGCUGACUAUGUGCCGCUCUGCGCUCACCUUCAUACGCGGAACGCACGUGGUAUCGAGCAGGAAAACACGCCGGCUGCUGGACAAGAGCAAGACCUUUCAUGUUGCAUGUGGCAUCGCUGUCUGCCUCUUCUCAGUUGUGCACGUGUCGGCCCACAUGGUAAAUGUGGUCAACUUCAGUUCGAGGUACUCAGAUGAUUUUCCAGCUCUCAACUUGGCUCGCUACAGAGGAGAGGACCCCAAGUGGAUAAUUUUAACAACAAUCCCGGGCGUCACUGGUGUCCUGCUGGUCCUUAUCCUCCUUCUGAUGCUCAUAUCCUCCUCCUACUGCGUUCGGAUGUCCAACUAUGAGAUCUUCUGGUACACACACAACCUCUUCAUUAUCUUCUACAUCAUCCUAAUGAUGCACAUGGUCGGUGGAGUACUGAAGUAUCAGACCAACGUCGAGGCCCACCCACCUGGCUGCCUCAGGCCCAAUCAGAGCAGCACAGAGCAACAUGUCGAUGACCUGGAACAGCAUGAAGAUGAUGAUAGCAGAUGUAAAGAGGAAGCUCAUUUUGAACCUCAUUACCCCCAGACUUGGCUCUGGGUGUCUGGUCCCCUCUGUCUCUACUGCGUUGAACGUUUAUACCGCUGCAUCCGAAGUAGUGCCCCUGUCACUAUAGUGACUGUAAUCAAGCAUCCUUGUGAUGUGAUAGAAUUGCGCAUGCUGAAGAAGGACUUCAAAGCUCGACCGGGACAGUACAUUGUUCUUAACUGUCCAAGUGUAUCUUCCUUUGAGAACCACCCCUUCACACUGACAAAGUGUCCCUCAGUGAACAAGGAAACUUUCGGCAUCCAUCUGCGAGUCGUGGGAGACUGGACUGAGCGCUUCACUCAGCAGCUGCUGCCCCAGUCAAGGAUGGACUUGGAGAUUCUUCCCAUGGUCCAACAGAGAAUGUACCCCAAGCUUUACAUUGACGGUCCAUUUGGAAGUCCAUCUGAGGAGGUCUUCAACUACGAUGUCAGCCUUUGUGUUGCUGGUGGAAUUGGUGUCACACCAUUUGCGUGUGUACUGCAUGCUCUGCUUGAUGGCUGGAGGGGCUUCAGGUUACAGAGGUUGUACUUUGUGUGGGUCUGCAGAGAGCUUCAGUCGUUCUACUGGUUUGCAGAGCUGCUAUGUGCCCUUCAUCAAAAGCUUUGGGAAGAGAACAGACCAGACUACUUUAAUCUGAAACUGUAUGUCAGUCAGGUGAACAACCUUCAGAGCAUUUCUGAGGAGCGAUUUCGCCCGCUUUCUUCGAGGAUGCUGGUUGGUCGACCCAGGUGGAAGCACCUUCUUGAUGAGAUUGGAAAAAGCAACAAACACAAGCGAGUUGGGGUUUUCUGUUGUGGACCAAAAGGCAUCUCCAGGACUCUCCACAGGCUCUGCAACUCAGCCCGAUCACGCGGGACAACAUUUGAAUUCAACAAGGAGUCAUUCAGUUGAUGGAACAUCUUGACUGGAUUUUCAUUCAACCUUUAAGCUUUUAAUCUGAACUACAUUUCUCAAUACCUUUGGAAUCUGUUCUUGUCAGAUGUCAUUUGGCAUUAAGGAAACGUCUAAAACACUCCCACGAUAAAGAUCAGCCUGACCUCCAGUUAAACACUUCAUUUGUGCCCCAGCUUCAGCAUGUGAUCGGUUCAAUAUGAAGCAAAAGCCUCAUUCUAAGAUUGUCCGCUUUUAAUCUGCCGUUUCUCUCAGCCUGGGACACAACGCCCUGUUGGAGUUCUGGUUUCAGCUGCAGCUAAAAAGUAAAUUUUUUUUGCAAUUAGUCUCUCAAAACAUUUGCAAUUCAUGAAAUAUAUGUAAAAUAUCAAAUUAAUUUCCACACUGAUAUGACUUUUAUUUUCAAGAAUAAUGCAAAGUAUGGAAUGAGAGAUUUUUUUUUAAUUUAUUGUAGUUUUAAUAAAUGUAUUAUCUAUUGUUAUGUAACCUGAGACCACAGUUUGAGAGAGUUCCUUUUGCAAUAACACCUACUGAUGACAGUGAAUCUGUCAUCUUACAUGCAAAACCAAAUUAAAAUGAAUUGAGUAUGAAACAGACGUGUGUUUGUGAAACUGAGUGACAUCAGUUGAAAGAAACUUUAAAAUCUCAUAAGGCAGAUCAUUCUGCUACCAGUAAAGGAUUUAACAGUACUUAAUGAAAUUACAGUCAGAUUCCUACUUUCAAAAAAUCAGACCUUUUUACUAUUUCAAAUAAGCA
This is a messenger RNA of Poeciliopsis prolifica (blackstripe livebearer), 2588 nucleotides long. Its product is annotated as NADPH oxidase 4. Gene Ontology annotation, cellular component: NADPH oxidase complex; plasma membrane. Gene Ontology annotation, molecular function: superoxide-generating NAD(P)H oxidase activity. NCBI's taxonomy places the organism in Eukaryota, Metazoa, Chordata, Actinopteri, Cyprinodontiformes, Poeciliidae. The coding region runs from base 153 to 1832 and encodes 559 amino acids. The transcript is spliced from 18 exons. Gene Ontology annotation, biological process: defense response; superoxide anion generation. The record is from RefSeq and is a predicted model, not a curated record.